Messenger RNA from Trichoderma aggressivum f. europaeum, 402 nucleotides. RefSeq lists its product as uncharacterized. NCBI's taxonomy places the organism in Eukaryota, Fungi, Ascomycota, Sordariomycetes, Hypocreales, Hypocreaceae. Bases 1 to 402 code for a protein of 133 amino acids. The transcript has a single exon. The record is from RefSeq and is a predicted model, not a curated record.
AUGAACGCAGCGCAACUCGUCGAAAAGCACUUCCAGACCCUCAAGGUCGACCAACAAGCAUGGCUCAGCUUAUACGCCCCCGACGCCGUGGCAGAAAUGCCAAACUCGCCUCAUCCCCACCCAACCAAAGUAGAGGGACUCGAGGCUAUUGGCGCUUCGGUAGCGGGCUUCGUCGGCAGUAUGGGCGAUGACUUUAAUGUCCAAAUCAAAAAGAUUUAUCCCAUCAAUGGCGAGGAUGCCGCUUUUGUCGAAUUCACCAUGACUGGAACGGUAACGAUGACGGGGAAAAAGUACAAGCAGAACUACGUGUCGUAUUUCCGCGCUGAGAGUGGCAAGAUUGUUCUGUACCGGGAGUAUUUUGACAGUUCACGGAUAGCUGCUGCUUUUGCGCUGGAUCAUUAG